AUGGAUAAUGGUUGUAUUAUGUGUGGCAAUGAUCUGGAAAUCCGUGACCAUCUUUUUGCUAAUUGUUCCUUUGCUAAGGAAGUUUGGGAUGCUAUUCUUGUUUCUUGUGAGAUUUGUUCUGGUUUGUACAGCUGGGGUGACCGAAUGGAUUGGUUGGUUGAGAACUUGAGAGACAAUGAAGAAGGAAUUGCACAUGCAAUAAUAAGAGGAAAGAUAGACUUUGAAAGGGAUCCAUGGCCUAAGGUUUCUGAGGAAACGAAGGAUCUUGUUAAGAGAAUGCUGGACCACGAUCCUAGAACUCGGAUAACUGUUCAGCAGGUUUACGAACAUCCAUGGAUACAAAACUUGGAACAUGCUCGAAAUGUGAAUCUUGGAGAACGCGUGAGAGCAAGGAUUAAGCAAUUCUCAUUGAUGAACAAGUUCAAGAAGGAAGUUCUUAGGGUGGUAGCAGACAACUUGCAGAAUGAACGAGUGGAUUCAAUCAAAGAGAUGUUUAAUAUGAUGGACACUGACGAAAGCGGGAACUUGACAUUCGAGGAACUUGAGAUGGACUUAAGAAAAUCUGGCAUUCUCUCGAUGAUCCUGAUGUUCAGAUGUUAA
This is a messenger RNA of Hibiscus syriacus, 600 nucleotides long. Its product is annotated as calcium-dependent protein kinase 24-like. Gene Ontology annotation, biological process: intracellular signal transduction; peptidyl-serine phosphorylation; protein autophosphorylation. NCBI's taxonomy places the organism in Eukaryota, Viridiplantae, Streptophyta, Magnoliopsida, Malvales, Malvaceae. The coding region runs from base 1 to 600 and encodes 199 amino acids. Gene Ontology annotation, molecular function: calcium/calmodulin-dependent protein kinase activity; calmodulin binding; ATP binding. The transcript has 4 exons. The record is from RefSeq and is a predicted model, not a curated record. Gene Ontology annotation, cellular component: cytoplasm; nucleus.